AUGUCGGUGCCCGAAGAGCAGAUGCAGUUCUUUCGCAAGAAUGGCUACUUGAUUCUUCGUAAUGUCCUAUCCGAAGAAGAGACCAAGGAUCUCCAGCGAUGGGCGCAGGAAGUCCAUGACUGGCCAACAGACGCAAACAGUCCCUGGAUGCCGUACGAGGAAAUCAAUGCUCAAGGGCAGACCGUGUUGUGCCGGACAGAAAACUAUGCAAAUUCCCAUGCAGGCCUGAAUGGCCUCCUUCGUGGACAGAAGUUGUUGAAUCUACUCAAACAACUGUCGGGCGAGGACAUGUUGCUGUUCAAGGAGAAGAUCAACUACAAGCUCGCAGGGAGCGGCGGAUUUGCGCCCCAUGUUGACUCGACAGCAUACACUCACAUCAAAAACAUCAAACACCUCGCUAUCCUUCUGGCUGUUGACCCAUCGGAUAUGUCCAACGGUGGGCUGGAGGUCGUUGAAGGGAGCCACGAAAUGAACGUACCCAUUGGUGAAGACAACUGCAUCGAGCCGGACUGGGUUAAGCAGCAGAAAUGGACCCCAGUGGAGCUCAAAGCAGGGCAAGUUCUUGUUUUUGGCUCAUAUCUUGCACACCGGAGUGGCGCCAACCAUAGUAAUCAGGACCGAAAAGCACUUUAUGCCACAUACAACUGUGCGAGAGAAGGCGAUCUGCAUGACGAGUAUUAUGCGCAUAGAAAAGUUGUAUGGCCACCUGCACAACUGCGGAAAAAGGGCGAGGAAUAUAAGGUAGGAGCACUGGUGUAUGGCUUUGGAAGCCCUAUGCUCAGUGUGGAUGCUGGGAAGCAACUCGAGUUCGAUGAAGAAGAGUGGAAGUCUAAACCCAGAGCUGCAAAGGCUGCGUCCCGCAUUAUCGACAUUCUCAACCAGUAUGGGAAUAGCGACUACAUCGGCGAACCGAUAUCGCAGAUCGAACAUUCGUUACAGUGCGCCUAUCUUGCCGCUCAGAAUAUGGCGGACCCUCAGACAGUUGCUGCCGCUUUGCUCCAUGACAUUGGGCAAAUCAUCCCGGAAAGAGAUGCUGAGCACAUCCUGGGUGGAGCUCAGGUACGGAGCAUGCGUCAAAAUAGCGGGAUCGGCGCAGAUUCGAGGAGCUCAGAUAGCGUGGGCAGGGUUUCCCAUGAGACAUUGGGGGCUCAGUAUCUGCUGGCGUUAGGUUUUCCAGCCAAAGUGGCUGAACUCGUCGAGGCUCACGUUCCUGCAAAGCGUUACCUCUGUGCCACAGAAAAGGGUUACUAUAGCACCCUGAGCGAUGCAAGCAAGGAGAGUUUGCGAUUCCAGGGCGGCCCGAUGAGCCCAGAUGAAGUGCGACUAUGGCAGGAAGGCAGCUGGGCGGACGAGAAAGCCAAUCUGAGGAGAUGGGAUGACGGAGCCAAGGUGGUUGGCUUGACUGUACCUGGGUUAGAGACAUAUCGACCAGUUUUAGAGCAGGUCUUGAGUUCUUGA
Messenger RNA from Fonsecaea multimorphosa CBS 102226, 1458 nucleotides. RefSeq lists its product as uncharacterized. The record is from RefSeq and is a predicted model, not a curated record. The coding region runs from base 1 to 1458 and encodes 485 amino acids. The transcript is spliced from 5 exons. NCBI's taxonomy places the organism in Eukaryota, Fungi, Ascomycota, Eurotiomycetes, Chaetothyriales, Herpotrichiellaceae.